AUCCCUCUCCAUUCACCUCAAUAUCACGCACCAAGAAAGCAAGAAACCCACAUCACAAAAUCAUUGCAACCUGUUCUCAAGUAAUUAUAAAUGGAGAGAGUGAUACAGUUGGCAGCAGAAAGGCCAGUGGUGAUAUUCAGCAGGAGCACUUGCUGCAUGUGCCAUGCCAUCAAGACGCUGUUAUGUGACUUUGGGGUUAACCCAGCUGUGCAUGAGCUUGAUGAGAUGGCUAGAGGAAGGGAAAUAGAGCAAGCACUUUCAAGACUUGGGUCCCCAACUUUGCCAGCAGUUUUCAUUGGUAGUGAACUUGUUGGUGGUGCUAAUGAGGUUAUGAGCCUUCACCUUAACCGUUCCUUGAUCCCUAUGCUUAGACGUGCUGGAGCUUUAUGGGUAUAAAGAUAUUAUAUUAUAUAUAUGCAUGGUUGAUGCUACUUAAAUAAACAUAUAUAUAUAUAUUACUGGUAAUUAAAGUACUGUCGAGUGGAUUAUGAGUACUCUGUGUGUGUUGAGAUUAUGACAUAGUUGUAACGGGAGUAGUUGUAUGAUGCAUGGCUAAUCCUUUUUGUACUGUAAUCAUUAGUGUACUGCAAUCUUAUGUCUUUUCUUUCUUUUUUUGCUAUAAUAAUAUUGCAGUUUGUGUUA
Messenger RNA from Ricinus communis (castor bean), 642 nucleotides. Its product is annotated as monothiol glutaredoxin-S2. The record is from RefSeq and is a predicted model, not a curated record. Bases 91 to 396 code for a protein of 101 amino acids. NCBI's taxonomy places the organism in Eukaryota, Viridiplantae, Streptophyta, Magnoliopsida, Malpighiales, Euphorbiaceae. The transcript has a single exon.